Molecule: messenger RNA, 1767 nt
Organism: Penicillium chermesinum
Lineage: Eukaryota; Fungi; Ascomycota; Eurotiomycetes; Eurotiales; Aspergillaceae
Exons: 1
Coding region: 1-1767 (588 amino acids)
Source: RefSeq, a predicted model, not a curated record
AUGGGUCAUCAGUCUACGCCUGAGCAUUCGCACCCACAGCAAGAACCACAAACGCCACCACUUGUCAUCUCAUCCCCGGUCUCCUCAUCUCAAGGCUCGAAAGACAAACCGAAGUCAGCCUCCCGACCACGAAAGUUCUUGCCCCAGCCAAUUGAAACCACCUCGCGGACUUCAGCACCCGAUCGGUCAGGUUCUACUGGCGUGGUACACGCUGUGGGUCCCUCCAACGGCCCGAAUAUUGAGUUACAACAAGAUAAAAGGAGUGCACGACGGAAGUUUUUGCCGGAGCCAAUAGAGACAACAAAAUCUAGUAACCAUGCCCCGUCGUUGCAAACCCCAGCACAGCCUCGAGCACAUGAUGCCUCGGCUGGCCCGAGGCGAUUCAAACCGGAAUUGAUUGAGACAGUUCGUCAGUCUAUUGGAGGAAGGGUGGAAGCGCCUGUUAACCGCUUUGAGAAUGACAAUGGAUACCUACAGGCCUCCGUCCAUGACCCAAGGUUGGUGCCUCGCCAAGAAACGUAUCCGCGCCCUUCGGAGUCAAAAUUCUCAUAUGCGAGUUUACUCCGACGACAAGAGGGACGGAGACAUUCGUUUCGUGUUCCAGAACUACCUCCAAUCCCAUCGAACAGUAGCGAGUCAUCUUCAGAUUCUUCGUCAUCAUCUCCUCGCCCGGCUAAGACUUCGUUUCAAUCCAUCUCCCCGGUACAUGCGCACUCCCUCAAAGGUGACUCCGACGAAACACUUUCGGAGUAUUUUCUAGCCCUCGCGGCUCGGUCAGCACACAGGCAGUUGAAGGAACAGGCGUUAGCCGCGUUCCCAAACGAGCAAGCCUAUGAGCCGGUUGAUCACUUCGCUGUGGACGACGAAGACAAUGGUUCCGAGGGCGAGCCUUGGAGCUAUCCCCAGGCAUAUCACAUCAAAUCUCGACGGCAAUCCUCUGCGGACCUCUCGUGGGAGUUGGAGUAUAUGCGUCAGCACAAAGAGGAAGCUGAGCAGAGACUUAGAAUAAUGAUUGCAACGGGCAAGCCCUUGUUUGAAUCUAUGCAAUCUAACCCAGCACCCUUGAAGAAUGAUCGCAGUCCGCCUAUGCUUGGAAGUGAUAUUGUCAUUCCUCGGAGCCAAUCUCCUGAGGGGACUAUGUGCGAAAAACCCCACGCUGGGGGCGAUUCCCCGACCGCCGAUGAUCAAUGUACCGGCUGCGGUGGUCUCUGGUGUGCUUCAAAGCAUACUGAUCGAGGGCGAGGUUCGGGUUUGUGGAAAGGAACUUGUCAAAGGAAUGAGCCCGGUGGAGUGGGAUCCGGUACUUCGAUGGGCACGGCUAAUUCGAGGGUUUCGAGUAAUGGAGUUAGUGUGACCAAAGCACGCUCUUUGGAUCUCCCCAAUGUUCAAAAACGCCGGGUAAACACAUGCAGACCACGUCAAACUGCCACGUCCCUCUCGCCAAACGUGCUUGAUGAGUUUGAUGAUUCAUUUGUCACACAGAUAUACAAUUAUAUCUCGCUUGGCUAUCCUUGCGUGGCGCGCUCUUAUGAUGAUGAACUAAGCCGUAUCUCGGGUAUCACCGUUCAGGAAUUGCGGUGUGAUGAUCUAAGGACGGAUGCAAGAGGCUACGUGGUCGCACCCGAUGGCAACUCUCCUGUUGCAUGCAGCAGAUGGAAGGCACUUCGUCUUUAUAUCCAAGACUGGGCCCUCCACCAACCUCAUAUGGGGGAAGAUGACGAAUCAGCUUGGGGGAUGCCUGAGCGGAAAGGGAGCUGGGCAAUAUGA